Molecule: messenger RNA, 1993 nt
Organism: Phlebotomus papatasi
Lineage: Eukaryota; Metazoa; Arthropoda; Insecta; Diptera; Psychodidae
Product: nucleolar protein 9
Exons: 3
Coding region: 74-1810 (578 amino acids)
Biological process (GO): endonucleolytic cleavage in 5'-ETS of tricistronic rRNA transcript (SSU-rRNA, 5.8S rRNA, LSU-rRNA); endonucleolytic cleavage to generate mature 5'-end of SSU-rRNA from (SSU-rRNA, 5.8S rRNA, LSU-rRNA); ribosomal small subunit export from nucleus
Cellular component (GO): preribosome, small subunit precursor; nucleolus; 90S preribosome
Molecular function (GO): RNA binding
Source: RefSeq, a predicted model, not a curated record
AAAUGGCCAGUUGUGCAACUGUCAAAGCACGUGAGAAUUUGAAAAUCAAAACAAAAAUUUUUGUGUGAUAAAAAUGGAUCAAACUGGGAAUUCAAGGAGGAAAAAGAAGCCAAAAAGGAAGAAUAAUAUAAAUAAAUCAGUGAGGAAUUAUUUUCGGUCAAAAGAACAUCUUUCAAAUGGUGAUGUGAGUGAAGAAGAUGCGAAAUACUUCAUGGGAAUUCUCACGGUGCUGAGGGAAGCGUCCAAUGAUGAGAGCAAAGAGCUACUAGCCACCAAUGUAAUUGAACAGACAAAAGGCCGGGAGAUUGUUCUGUCAUCGCAUCAGAUUGCAUCGAAAGUGAUUGAGAAUCUCCUGGAAUUUUGCUCUGAUGAGACUCUUGGAGAGUAUCAGGAAGCCUUUAAGGCUGACAUUCGAUCACUCUGUCUCAAUGGGUUUUCCUCCCAUGUCCUUGAAAAGCUCAUUUCCAUCUCUGCAAUGAGAUAUCUUACUAAGAAUUCGGUUGAGGAUGAACCUCCCGAAAAGAAGAUAAAAACGGAAGAUGGAAUCCCUCCAGGGAAUCUGUCCCAGAGCAAAUCCUUCGUAGAGACUUGUAGUAAAUUCCUCCUUAACAAUUUGGAGGAAUUUGUCUGGGAUUCAUAUGCUAAUCAUGUCAUCCGGACAUGCUUAACGACCCUCAGCGGAAGGAUUUUGGAGGAAAAGGUGCCCAUUCCCGGUGAAUGGACAGAGAUGUUCAAGGAAUAUGUUGCCCGUCUGAGAGAUUGGCCCUUCUUUGCUGACUUCCCGUACCAGGAAUUGACGUCAGGGCUCCUGCAGUUUCUGAUUCAAGCCCUGGCUCGAGUUGACAAAAACACCCUGAAAUCCAUCGGGGGAUUCUUCACGGAACCAAACACCUCAGAAACACCCGAAGAGGACCAAGAAUCACCAUCGAAACUGCACAAACUCUUCAGCACUGAGAGCUCAAUAAGAUUCCUGGAAGUGUUAAUCAGCGUAGCGGGGAAUAAACUCUUUACAAAGAUCUUCCUGAGGCUCUUCCAGGGGAAUUUCAAGGAGUUGAGUCUCCUGAAAUCAGCCAAUUUCUCUGUGCAAAAAUUGCUGGACAAUAUGAAGAACAAGGACGAAUUCAACAUUUGCUUCACAGAACUCGAGCCACAUUUCGCAGAGAUUCUCCAGACUGGACACACGGGAAUUAUUCUGGCGCUCUGCCUGGCCUGCAAAAGGCUAGAGAUCAAUCAGAACCAAUUCAUCAAGAGCCUCCGACGAGCCUUGGAGUGUCCGAAGGAGGGAAACUUUGCAGUUUGCGUGCUCAAAUUGAAGCCUCAUGAGCAUGUUCUGAAGGAUUCAUCUAACUUUAUUCACAUUCACGGUUCAGUUAUUUUGCAAGAAAUGUUGAAUUUCCGCAAACCCAUCGACAUUAUCCAGAGUAUCCUUAGCAUCUCGCCGGAUCAGUUGGUGACUUAUCUCAAUUCAGCUAAAGGAUCUUUCAUCGCCAACGCCUUCUUCUCGUCCCAAUUCGUUGGGGAGAAGUCGCGUGUGUCCUUUGUGAAUCAUCUGAUGAACUUCUUGGUGGAUCUGGCCAUCAAUAAGUUCGGUUCCAGGGUUGUUGAAUGCCUGUUUGAGGCAUCUUCGGGAGAGUUGAGGGGUAAAAUUGUGGCGGAAUUGGCGGGAAAGAUCAAUAGACUACAGAGUACGCCAUUUGGGUUUAUCGUUUCGAAGAAACUCCAUGUGAAUGUUUACAAGGAAAAUGCCAAGAAAUGGAAUUCCCUCCACAAUAAAGUUAAUAAAGACAAAGGAAGACCCAAUGCCAGCUAAUCAGAAGCCUCCUGGGUAAGUCCAUUUGAUUUGUUAUUUGAUUUUUUAUGAUUUUCAAUUUACAAAUGGAAUUAAAAAAUAGAAAAAAGGUUGUUUUUUUAUUAUAAAAGAGCCGGAGUUGAAUUUUCUCCCCAUUUAUUGCAUUAGGCUUUUCAUUUUGACGAAAUCAGAUCGUCGUAACGC